UAGGCUGCCUGGGCUCGGAGAUCCGCCGCCUCCCGCUCAUUCUGGUCCUGUUGGUCCUCUCCUGUCUCGGGGAGAUGGCCAUUCCAUUCUUCACCGGCCGCCUCACUGACUGGAUUCUACAAGAUGGGACGGCCACUGCCUUCACGGCGAACAUAACCCUCAUGUCCAUUCUCACCAUAGCCAGUGCAGUGCUGGAGUUCCUGGGCGAUGGGGUCUACAACAGCACCAUGGGCCGCGUGCACAGCCGCCUGCAGGGCGAGGUGUUUCGGGCUGUCCUGCGCCAGGAAACAGAGUUUUUCCAACAGAACCAAACAGGUGCCAUCACAUCUCGGGUAACAGAGGACACGUCCACCCUGAGUGAGUCUCUGAGUGAGAAGCUGAGCCUGUUGCUGUGGUACCUGGUGCGGGGGCUGUGUCUCUUGGGGCUCAUGCUCUGGGGGUCACUGUCCCUCACCCUGGUCACUCUGGUCGCCCUGCCUCUGCUUUUCCUUCUGCCUAAGAAGCUUGGAAAACGGUACCAGGCGCUAGCAGCACAGGUGCAGGAAUCUCUGGCGAAGUCCAGCCAGGUGGCCAUUGAGGCUUUGUCAGCCAUUCCUACGGUCCGGAGCUUUGCCAAUGAGGAGGGCGAGGCCCAGAAGUUCAGGCAAAAACAGCAGGAAAUGAAGACACUCAACCAGAAAGAGGCCCUGGCCUAUGCAGUCAACCUCUGGACCACCAGCAUCUCAGGGAUGCUGCUGAAGGUGGGAAUCCUAUAUAUCGGUGGGCAGCUGGUAACAAGUGGGGCUGUGAGCAGUGGGAACCUCGUCACAUUUGUCCUCUACCAGAUCCAGUUCACCGCAGCUGUUGAGGUACUGCUCUCCACCUACCCCAAUGUGCAGAAGGCUGUGGGCUCCUCAGAGAAAAUAUUUGAGUAUCUGGACCGGAUCCCUUGCUGCCCAGCCAGUGGUGUGUUGACUCCUUCGAACUUGGAGGGCCUUGUUCAGUUCCAAGACGUCUCCUUCGCCUACCCCAACCACCCAGAUGUCCCAGUGCUGCAGGGGCUGACGUUCACCCUGCGGCCCGGCGAGGUGACGGCGCUGGUGGGGCCCAACGGGUCCGGGAAGAGCACGGUGGCGGCCCUGCUGCAGAAUCUGUACCAGCCCACAGGGGGGAAGCUGCUGCUGGAUGGGGAGCCCCUUCCCCAGUAUGAGCACCGCUACCUGCACCGGCAGAUAGCUGCAGUGGGACAAGAGCCACAGCUGUUUGGAAGAAGUUUCCGAGAAAAUAUUGCCUAUGGCCUGAUCCAGAAGCCAACUCUGGAGGAGAUCACAGCUGCUGCAGUGGAGUCUGGAGCCCAUAGUUUCAUCUCUGAACUCCCGCAGGGCUAUGACACAGAGGUAGGUGAAGCUGGGAGCCAGCUAUCAGGGGGUCAGCGACAGGCAGUGGCCUUGGCUCGAGCGCUGAUCCGGAAACCACGUGUACUCAUCCUGGACGAUGCUACCAGUGCCCUGGAUGCAAACAGCCAGUUACGGGUGGAGCGUCUCCUGUAUGAGAGCCCCGGGCGCUGCUCUCGGUCUGUGCUGCUCAUCACCCAGUGUCUCAGCUCCGUGGAGCAGGCUGACCACAUCCUCUUUCUGGAAGGAGGCACCAUCUCUGAGGCGGGGACCCACCAGCAGCUCAUGGAGAACAGGGGACGCUACUGGGCUAUGGUGCAGGCUCCUGAUGGGCUGGGUGCCCCGGAAUGAGACUUCUCAUCGCCCUCACUUCUCUCUUCUCUUUAGUGGAGAAUUUGGGAACAAAGGUCUUACUGGAGCUGCAGAGUAGUCAGGACUGACAUCCUCAAGUGUAACCCCCUAGGUGAUACUUGAAAUUCUGCCAUGUACAUUACCCCCUCUCCAAGCUCCUCUUGAAAAAUGCAGGUUUCCUGGAAGAAAACCUGGUUUACAACUGGUGUAACUGGGUUUAUAGCCAGGGUCUCUGUGCAUUGCACUCUAAAAAUGAGAAAUAUUUAGAAUAUAAAGAAAGGAAAGAUCAGCUACUUUCCAAUCGGAGCAAAGGCGUUUAUAGGCAUAAAUGCCCUGUGUGGAUUCUUGAUAUUUAUAAUAAAAUCAGUGUUGUGUACUA
Miniopterus natalensis is the source of this 2103-nucleotide messenger RNA. RefSeq names its product transporter 1, ATP binding cassette subfamily B member (gene TAP1). Gene Ontology annotation, cellular component: membrane. Gene Ontology annotation, molecular function: ABC-type oligopeptide transporter activity; ATP hydrolysis activity; ATP binding. Gene Ontology annotation, biological process: transmembrane transport; peptide transport. The record is from RefSeq and is a predicted model, not a curated record. Lineage: Eukaryota; Metazoa; Chordata; Mammalia; Chiroptera; Miniopteridae.